This is a messenger RNA of Dermatophagoides farinae (American house dust mite), 3946 nucleotides long. RefSeq names its product ATP-binding cassette sub-family C member 4-like. Gene Ontology annotation, molecular function: ABC-type transporter activity; ATP hydrolysis activity; ATP binding. The record is from RefSeq and is a predicted model, not a curated record. Gene Ontology annotation, biological process: transmembrane transport. NCBI's taxonomy places the organism in Eukaryota, Metazoa, Arthropoda, Arachnida, Sarcoptiformes, Pyroglyphidae. Gene Ontology annotation, cellular component: membrane.
AAAUUCCAUUAUGAAUCAAACGAAAAUGAUUAUGACAAAAAAAUCACCAUUGGAUAAUGGUAAUUUAUUUGUUCGAAUCUAUAACCUAUGGGUGCUACCAUUGUUUGUUCAUGGCAUCAAUAAUGAAAUUCAUCUUUCCGAUUUACCCAAAUGUUCACAAUCAGAUGAUACUGGAAAAUUAUCCAAUAUUUUAGAACAUUAUUGGCGUUUAGAAUUGAAACGUAGCAAACCGAAUUUUAUUCGUGCCACAUUUCGUUCAUUUCCAUGGCAUUUUAUUGGAUGUACUUUGUUAAUUAUUCUAAGAGAAUGUAUUCUUAGAUCGUUACAACCAUUAUUCUUAUCGCGUGUGAUUCAAUUUUUUUCCAAACCAACUGCUGAAGAAUUUCAAUCAGCUUGUCUAAAUUCAUCCGCUUUGGUGAUCAUACCAUUAUUUUGUAUUCUAUUAAGACAUCCAGAUCGAUAUUUAGCAUUCAGAUUGGCAAUUAAAAUUCGUGUUGCAUGGUGUUCAUUAAUUUAUCGAAAAGCUAUUCGUCUACAUCAUUCGGCAUUUCGUCGUACCACUGUCGGACAGAUAUUGAAUCUAAUAUCCAAUGAUGUUACACGUGUUGAUCAGUUUUGCAAUUAUGCAUGCUACAUAAUUAUUUCUCCCAUAAUUUUCAUCAUACGAAUGUAUAUCUGUUACAUUUAUGUUGGUCCAUAUUGUUUCAUAGGAUUAUUUCUACUAUUAUUAGUCAUUCCAAUGAAUUUAUUAACUGGCCGUAUCUUUCAGCUAUUGCGAACAAAAGUUGCAAAAACAUCCGAUACAAGAUUACGUAUCAUUUCGGAUAUAAUCAAAGGAAUUCGUGUAAUCAAAAUGUAUGCAUGGGAAGAUCAUUUCAGUAGUCUUAUUGAUGAUGCUAGAAAUCGUGAAAUAAUUCAAAUUAAAUAUAGUAUAAUUUGUAAAGCAAUCAACCUGGUCAUAGCAUUCAUAUCUAGCCAUAUAAUUGUAUUUGCUAUGUUUGCUUCCUAUGUAAUAUAUACUGGAAAUCUAUUGAAUGCCGAUCAAGUAUUUGUCAUAAUGAAUGUAAUCAAAAUAACUAGCUCUGUAUCAUCAAGAGCAUUGCCAACAGCAUUAACAUUAUCAUUUGAAAUGUUAGCUUCAUGUGAUCGUAUACAGAAUUUUCUUCUCCUCGAUGAAUACAAUCAUCAAACGAUAACAUAUCAUAAUAACAUUUCGGUAUCAAAUGAAGAUAAAAUUGUUGUGAAAAUGGAAAAAGUUUCAGCUGAUUGGACAAUGGGCACCACUAAACAGCCAUCACUUGAUAAAAUAUCAUUGCAAAUCAAACAUGGACAAUUGAUCAUGGUUAUUGGUUCGACUGGUUCAGGCAAAACAACAUUUCUAAUGUCAUUGAUGAAUGAAAUUUCAAUCAUAAAUGGUUCAAUUCAAUUGAAUGGUCGUAUUGCAUAUGUAGCUCAAGAUCCAUGGAUCAUGAAUGGAAGUAUUCGUGAUAAUAUUCUAUUUGGUCGACAAUAUGAUGCUGUAAAAUAUACAACCAUCAUUGAUGUUUGUGGAAUGCAUCAUGAUCUAAUACAAUUACCAUAUAGUGAUCAAAGUUUAGUUGGAGAAAGAGGCGUUUCAUUGAGUGUUGGACAAAAAAUUCGAUUAACAUUAGCUCGUGCAUUGUAUAGCGAGGCGGAUAUUUAUCUAUUGGAUGAUCCAUUGAGCGCUGUUGAUGUUAAUGUUGCCAAUCAUAUAUUUGAAAGAUGCAUAAUGGAUUAUUUGAAAUCCAAAACAGUCAUUUUGGUUACACAUCAAUCCCAAUUUAUAAGGAAUGCAUCAAAAAUACUUGUACUAGAUAAUGGACGACAAUUAGCAUUCGAUCAUUAUGAUGAAAUAAUCAAAUCAAAAUUGAUUAAUCUUGGAUCAUUGUUUCAACAGAAAAAUUCCAUUGAAAUUGUCGCAUCCGAAAUUCCAAUGAAUGAAUCAAUGGUGAUUGGAUAUGAUAUGGAUUCUAAACAAAAAAAUUUGAAACCAAAAAUUAUCGGAGAAAUUAAAACAAGUAAAGGAUCAAUCAACAGUAAAGUAUAUUUAAAUUACAUUAAAGCCGGUUCUGGACCAAUUCGAUCACCAUUAAUGAUCGUUACAAUUAUUUGUACAUCAUUUCUAUAUUAUUACAUGGACAUUUGGAUUGCACAAUGGACAAAUCAAAAUGAACAAUUGAUGUUGAAAAAUAAUUCAGAUAUAAUUAAUUUGAAAAUGGACAAUCAUCGUUUUGAUGAUGUGAUUAUCUAUUCCAUUUUAAUUAUCAACAUUUUGAUCGCUAUGAUUAUACAAUCGAUAACCAUAUUCCUUAUGUGCAUCAAAUCAUCGAUCAAUUUGCAUAAUAGAUUAUUUUCCAGUUUGAUUCGUGUACCAGUUUCAUUUUUUGAUACUAUACCCAUUGGACGGAUAAUGAAUCGUUUUGCUAAAGAUAUUGGAAUCAUUGAUGAACGAUUACCACAAACAGUGGAUAAUUUUCUUAAUUUCAUAGUUUCAUUAUUGGGUGUAACCAUCAUUGUAGCCAUAACAAAAUGGUAUCUAAUAUUUCCAGCCAUCAUAAUGUUUUUAUCCAUUAUAAUUAUUCAUCGUGUCUAUACUAUUAUUGCACAAGAUUUAAAUCGUUAUGAAAAUAUUGCUCGAAAUCCUUUGUUCAAUCAUAUGACAAUGACAUUGAAUGGUCUUUCAACGAUACGUUCAUUCAAUGUAAGCGAUGAAUUUAUUCAACAAUAUUAUCGCUAUCAAAAUGAUCAUACGGCUGUUUAUUUUACUUGUUUUGCUUCGAUGAAAUUUCCUGGCAUCUGUUUGGAUUUAAUUUGUAUGAUUUAUAUGAUCAUUGUAAUCGUUUUUGUGAUGAUUUCUUAUGAAGAGAUUCAAAGUGGUACGGCCGGAUUAAUCCUAACAACCAUACUUGGAUUAAUUUCAUUGACACAGCCAGGUAUUCGAGCAACUAUAGAAGCUGAAAAUCAAAUGAUUUCUGUAGAAAGAAUUUUGGAAUAUUCCGAUUUAGAAUCUGAAGCACCAUUGAAAUCUGAUUAUAAAUUUCCACCUAAUUGGCCUGAAUGUGGUCGAAUUAUUUUUGAUCAUGUUUAUCUUCAUUAUAAUCAAUCACAAAAACCAGUGAUAAAGGAUCUUUGUUUUGAAAUUCGUGGUAGUGAAAAAAUUGGUAUUGUUGGAAGAACCGGUGCUGGUAAAAGUUCAAUAUUGGCUGCAUUAUUUCGAAUGGUCGAAAUUGAUGGUAGAAUCACAAUCGAUGGCGUCGAUUGUUGUGAUAUCGGUUUACAUGAACUUCGAUCAAAAAUGCGAAUUAUUCCACAGGAACCUGUAGCAUUUAUUGGUUCGUUAAGAAAAAAUCUCGAUCCUUUUGAUGAACUGAAUGAUGAUGAAAUUUGGGACGCAUUGGAAAAAGUUCAAAUGAAAAAUCUUGUAAAUGAAAUGCCUGGCAAACUUCAGUAUCAAUUAUCAGAAGGAGGAGAUAAUUUAAGCUUAGGUCAACGUCAAUUGAUUUGUCUGGCACGUGCACUAUUACGACAAAAUAAAAUCCUAGUUUUGGAUGAAGCCACAGCCAAUGUUGAUCUUCAUACUGAUGCUUUAAUACAGCAGACUAUUCGUGAUAAUUUCAAUGAUUGUACAGUGAUAACCAUAGCUCAUCGUUUGAAUACGAUUAUCGAUUCGGAUCGAAUAUUAGUAUUGGAUUCUGGUCGUUUAGCACAAUACGAUACACCGUUCAAUCUACUUCAAGAUAAACAUGGAAUAUUCUAUAAUCUUAUUCAACAAACCGGACCACAAAUGGCUGCAAAAUUAACAUCAAUGGCAAAUGGAAAAAAAAUACUUUGACAUUACAUAAACAUCGGUUGAAUGAAAUGUUUUCAAAUUGUAAACGACACCAAUUCCAUCUAUGAUAAUCUAUUGCAAAUAAAAAUCUUGAAU